Petromyzon marinus (sea lamprey) is the source of this 4373-nucleotide messenger RNA. Its product is annotated as kinesin-like protein KIF2A. Gene Ontology annotation, cellular component: microtubule. NCBI's taxonomy places the organism in Eukaryota, Metazoa, Chordata, Hyperoartia, Petromyzontiformes, Petromyzontidae. Gene Ontology annotation, biological process: microtubule depolymerization; microtubule-based movement. The record is from RefSeq and is a predicted model, not a curated record. Gene Ontology annotation, molecular function: microtubule binding; ATP binding; microtubule motor activity.
GGGGGGAGGGGCGGGGCUGCGCGGUUCCCUGGCAGCGGCGCCGCGGCGCGGGAGCGAGGUUUAAGCCCAGAGCCGACACCGUUUGCGGCCACUGCCAACAUGGACUUCGGACGCAUUAACGUGGGAAGCUACGUGGAGAUCCAGCGCAGCGACGGAAGAGUUCAUCAGGCCAUGGUGACAGCACUGAAUGAGGACAGUGAAAGCGUCACCGUGGAGUGGUUUGAGAAUGGGGAGACGAAGGGAAAAGAGAUCGACCUGGAGAGUAUUUUCUCUCUGAACCCCGAGCUGACGUCGGUGAGCUCGGACGCCGGUUCCGAGCCGGACCCCGAGAUGCCGCCACCCGCCAUGCCUUCUGUGAAGGCUGGGAGACCCGGGAAGACCCGGCGUACCAUGAUCCCCCUUCGGAAUGAAGUCCCUGUUAAGGAGAGUAGGAUCUCAGCACUACCAGUGCGCAGGCGGCCCAGCACAGUGAUGGAGCAGGGGGUGUCAGCGCCACAGAAUGGCAACCACGGGGAAGGCUCUCCCGCCGGCGCCGGCCAGCUCGGCAAGAAGGAGUUACCAGGACAGCAGCAGCAACCUCGCAGAAAGUCCAACUGCGUAAAGGAGGUGGAGAAGAUGAGGCGGAACCGCGAGGAGCGGCGGGCGCAGCACCAGGAGAUCCGGGAGAAACGGGCACAGGACUACGACGUGAGCUACCCCAACUGGGAGUUCUUGGUGAUGAUUAAGGAAUUCCGAUCGAGCCUCGACUACCAGCCGCUGUGUCUCAGCGACUCUAUAGAGGAAAGCCGAAUAUGCGUCUGUGUCAGAAAGAGACCACUGAACAAGAAAGAGCUGGGCCGGAAGGAGAUCGACGUCAUCACCGUCCCUAACAAGGACAUCGUGAUGGUGCACGAGCCCAAGCUCAAGGUGGACCUCACCAAGUACCUGGAGAACCAGACGUUCCGCUUUGACUACGCUUUCGACGAGACCACCACCAACGAGAUGGUCUACAGAUUCACUGCCCGUCCUCUGGUGGAGACGAUCUUUGAGAAGGGGAUGGCCACGUGCUUUGCGUACGGACAGACAGGAAGUGGGAAAACCCAUACCAUGGGCGGUGUGUUCUCUGGGAAGACUCAGGACUGCGCUAAAGGCAUUUAUGCCCUAGCAGCGCGGGAUGUGUUCCAGUUUUUAAAGCAGCCUCGCUACCGGCAGUUAAACCUCCAAGUGAACGCCACCUUCUUUGAGAUAUACAGUGGAAAGGUGUUUGACCUGCUCAACAGGAAGGCGAAGCUGCGCGUGCUGGAGGACGGGCGGCAGCAGGUGCAAGUGGUGGGGCUGCAGGAGAAGGAGGUGUCCAAUGUGGAGGAGGUGCUGCGGCUCAUCGAGAUGGGCAACAACUGCAGAACGUCUGGGCAGACGUCGGCGAACGCGCAGUCGUCACGCUCGCACGCCGUCUUCCAGCUCAUCCUGCGGCGUGCGGGACGCAUGCACGGCAAGUUCUCGCUCAUCGACCUGGCCGGCAACGAGCGUGGCGCCGACACGGCCAGCGCCGAUCGGCAGACGCGCCUGGAGGGCGCCGAGAUCAACAAGAGCCUGCUGGCGCUCAAGGAGUGCAUACGUGCCCUCGGCCAGAACAAGCCACACACGCCGUUUCGCGCCAGUAAGCUGACGCAGGUGCUGCGGGACUCCUUCAUCGGCGAGAACUCCCGCACGUGCAUGAUCGCCAUGAUUUCCCCAGGGAUGAGCUCCUGCGAGCACACUCUCAACACGCUCCGAUACGCUGACAGGGUGAAGGAGUUUGGAAUUAACCCCAUGGACAUCCCUUUCCUGUCAGCCGGAAGCACCCAGUCCGACCUCUCUCCCUCUGCGCUGUCCGACUCUGAGGUGAAGGAACUGGGGGUGGACCCUUCGGUGCCGGGUGUGGGCGGUGCCCACAGCCCCGGCGACGCUCCCAGCGUGUCGGCGCCCAGGAACGUGGGCGCGUCGCCCGGUCGCGACGACCUCAAGAUCCUGUGCGAGCAGAACAUGGGAUCACUCGACCUGCUAGAUGACAGUGUCGAGCUCAUCAAGCUGUGCGAUGGCUAUUUUACUUUGAAAGGACUGCAGGAGGAGGAGGUGUCCCCCCAGCUGUUCACAUUCCAUGAGGCGGUGUCGCACCUGGUGGAGAUGGAGGAGGAGCUCGUGGAGGAUCACAAGGCUGCCUUCCAGGAAUCGAUCCAGUGGCUGGAGGAGGAGAAGACGUUGCUGGAGAUGACAGAGGAGGUGGACUACGACGUCGACGCGUACGCCUCCCAGCUGGAGCUCAUCCUCACUCAGAAGCUGGAGCUCUUCUCCACCAUGCAGGAGAAGGUGAAAGCCUUCCGGGCCGCGCUGCAGGACGAGGAGCAGGCUAGCCGGCAGAUCGGAGGCCAGCGGCGGCCCCAGGCGUGAUCUGCCCCACCCCGAGCCACCCGUCGGCGCCGCCCCGGAAGGCCUCCAGGGUCAAAUGGACUCUUUGUCCUCUUGUCGGCAGCAUCAGCAUUUAAUUUUUGGAAUAACUGCAAGUUGAGCGACGAGAAACACUUCAUCGAUCGGCAUCUUUAUUGUUCAAUUUUUUUUAUCAAGGUCGAUGAAAACAUUACCCGACGUCGACCAACUGGAUUUACUUGUUUGCGUGUUGCUGCGUGAUUUUAGUGCCACGUGUUCUUUUUUUUGACAACUGAACAUGAAGAGGUUGACCCGGUUCGAAAUGCGUCAAGAAAAACUUGCACUUAUUGCAAAAAUGAGCGAGGCGUUACCAUCGCAAGCAGGGCGGCCCUACUUAACCACCACGCCCGUAGUUUGCUGUAAACAAUUUCUCGCGAGACCUACGGUUAAUGCGGCGCAAACAGUUGUGCCGAAUGGCGCCGUGUGCGGUGCGUGUCGUUUUUACUGAGCCUGACGUCGUUCACCCCUCCCACCCACCGCCGCCGGCUUUGCGUUGUGCAGACGUCGACGCGGCCAUUCGUGUGCGAGCUCCCCCCCGCCCCCCGUGUGCUGCGGCCGUCCGUCGUCGCCCGUCUCGUUCUGGGCUGCGCGUCGUUUACUCCACGCGUCCCUCUCCACCUUGCGUAGCUUCUGGCCCCGUUCACUCGAGGGGCGCACGGCGCCGCCUUUGGGAAUCUUCCGUGUACCUUACGACCGUAGUCGCUCCAGCUUCUGGUUUGUGUCGGCACUGGUGGUGAUUUAAAUUUAAAAAAAUGAGCCCACCACCCCGAAGCCGGGAGGGCGAGAGCCCAUGGCCAGGUAGCGAUCUUACAGGGUACUGCGCACGCUCGCUCUCGGCCCAGACCUUUAGCACGCGAUCGAGUCGCUGUCCAUCUCGGUAAGGUGGAGUUUUGUGUGUGCACCGAGUUGAUGCCCUUGUGUAAAAAAAAAAAAACCUCGUGAUUGAAAUGGUCUGUAUUGUCGUUAAAUCAAACUUGAAGAUGAUCUGAAGUCCGUCACAUCCCCAAUGUCGCAUAAACAUUUCUGUCGUUUCUGGAGUUGCAUAUGGGGCCUCGUAAUUUAACCAUUUCAGUGUUUUAAUUGUAAUGCAAUAACAUUGUGACGGUAGUUUUAUUUAAAUAAGAUAAUACAAAUUAACCUAAAUGUACUUGACUACAGAUCCUAACCAAAUACUGUGACGUCUGCAUGUGGCCGCCACUUUUAUUGAGCUCAUUGAAGGAAAAGUACAUUAACCGAGCAUACAGUCCGUUGAGUAACAUUUACACUCUUGUUAUAAGGUUAAAAAACAUAGACAUGUUGUCAGGAAUCCCUUCCACGUGGUUGGUCAUAGCUUUUAUAAUUGUAAAUAAAUUUAGUUUUUGGAUCCUAGCAAAAUUUUUGCUUGUUAGUCCUCCCCACCUGGAGACAUUUAAUUGGGGUCUGUUCCCUUUUGGAACUACUGCAAGGUGGGUUCGUCCAGGGCCAUAGCCACUUAUGACGCGCUAUUUAAUUUCUUACUCCAGAUCAUUAACGUGCCCUUUAAACGCAUUCCUUUUUAUGUGUGAUGUUUACUUCUGCGAUUCGAUUAUACUAUUAACGUAAAGUUAUGUCGUCGUUUGCCUUUUCCGUUCAUUGCCUUUUGUGACAACAGCGCUGGCACCCCCCCCCCCCCCCCCCGUUGCUCUCCCAGUCGAGGGGGUUUAGUUUGUGCGCUGUCGAGAAGCGCAGAGAGGAAAAUGAAGGGGGGGGGGCCUUGCAUGCGUCUCCCCCCCCCCCCCCCCCGACACUCCUCGGGAUUGCCUCGGGAGAGGAAAGAGUCCCCCGGCUUCCGUUUGCUGUCGUGCCCCCCCCCGCCCCCCGUCCCCCGUCGUCCUUGUGUGCGAAUCCGGUGCCGUACGCUCUGGAGGAGAUUCACCGCCCCCCCGAAAUAAAACUUUUAACGUGCUUCA